AUGGGAUCGAAAACGUUAUUUUUGACUAUAGGAAUGUUAAUAAGUGGUGUUUGCAACACCAUUUUAAACAAAUAUCAGGAUAUGGCGUGUGUUAAAGACUGCGAUAAAAAAAAUCCAGAAUACUUUGAACAACCCAUAUGGCAAACUUUUAAUAUGUUUGUUGGAGAAACGAUGUGUUUCGUAUUAGUUUAUGCAAUUUUAGUUUGGGAAUAUCAUCAAUCUAGAAGUUAUGCUCCUUUGGCUUCCGAUGGUACUGUGACAGAUGGUUCCGAGGAUAUUACUGUUGUAGAUGAAGACGAUGAAAUAAUUAAAGUUGAUGAUGAAUUUCAUGGUGCUACUGAAGAAUUAACCGGAUGGCGUGUAUUUUUGUUUGGUUUGCCUACAUUAUGCGAUAUUUGUGGCACUACACUUAUGAACGUCGGAUUGAUCUAUACAUCGGCAUCAGUUUAUCAAAUGCUUCGUGGAGCAGUUGUAUUAUUUACCGGUUGUUUCUCUGUAUUAUUCCUUCGUCGACAUCUCCACGCAUACCAUUGGUAUUCUCUAUUUCUUGUGGUUUUAGGUGUUUCGAUUGUUGGCAUGAGUAGUAUUUUAUUCCCUUCUGUAAAGGUAUUGGGAUCUAGUGAAAAUCUUUCUGUUAAUGAAACAGAAAUCAUUUCAUCAACUGAUCCUACACAUUCUAUUAUUAUAACGGAUUCAAAUAGCGCUUAUGAUAAUAAAAAUUCUACUACUGACGCUUUUAUUGGAGUUUUCUUUGUUCUAUUCGCUCAAAUUUUUACAGCGAGCCAAUUUGUUAUUGAAGAGAAAAUUAUGGAAAGAUAUCGUGUUAAACCUUUACGUGCAGUUGGACUUGAAGGAAUUUUUGGACUUUUAACAGUUUUAUUUGGAGCUACGAUAUUAUAUUUCAUCAUAGGAAUACAUCAUCCUGAUGGUUAUUUUGAUAUUCCAGCAGGAUGGAACCAGAUCAUUUCUUUUAAACAAAUUUGGAUUACAGGGAUUGCUAUCUGCUUUUCUAUCGCAUUUUUCAAUUUCUUUGGUUUAUCGGUUACUAGAAGGUUAAGUGCCACUGCAAGGUCUACUAUUGAUACCUCUCGUAUCGUAUUAGUUUGGACGGUUUCACUCUUUCUUGGUUGGGAAAGUUUCUCUUGGCUUCAAGUUAUUGGAUUUGUUGUUCUUGUAUUGGGUACAUUCACAUUCAAUAAUGUUAUAAAUCCACCACCUUUUUUCUCAGUCCCUACACCAGAUUCACGAGAAUCUCGACCUUUAUUGCCUGAAGAUCAUGAACAUAAUUAA
Messenger RNA from Funneliformis geosporum, 1290 nucleotides. NCBI's taxonomy places the organism in Eukaryota, Fungi, Glomeromycota, Glomeromycetes, Glomerales, Glomeraceae. The record is from the annotation of a GenBank genome assembly.